Messenger RNA from Rubroshorea leprosula, 412 nucleotides. Lineage: Eukaryota; Viridiplantae; Streptophyta; Magnoliopsida; Malvales; Dipterocarpaceae. The record is from the annotation of a GenBank genome assembly.
GUAAAACUCAUUGAUUUUGGUCUGUUAUUUUUGCUAAUUCUUAUUUGAGAAGCCACAAGUAAUUUUUUGGGUUAUGUUUUAUGUGUCAAGGUCUAUUACCGUCAAUGCAUUCUUUGGGCCCAUUCCUAAGGAGCUUGGAAAUCUUAAGGAGCUAACUUAUCUAACCGUUAGUUUUAAUAAUUUCUCUGGAACGCUCCCACCAGAACUUGGUAAUCUCAUCAACCUCGAACAACUUUACUUUGACAGCAGUGGAGUUGGUGGUGAAAUUCCCUUAACAUUUGCUAACCUUCUAAACAUGAAAACAAUGUAAGAAAGUCCCUGGGAUCAUGAGCUGUAUUUAUUCGUCUGCUUAUGUUUCUGGAGUAUCUCAAAAUUGUCUUCUCUUACCCUGUCAUUUAAUAGAGAGCUUUUU